CAUCAAAGAUCUUUUCCUUCACCCAUAUCGCGAUUAACAACCUCUCGCGCUAGUCGCGACAUUUGCAACCAUGGCGACAAAGGCUGCAUACCAGACUACAUUUGAGGCGGAACAAGUUAUUCAACCUAUCUACACUGGUGGGAGUGUCGCGCUCGAUCACACUGGGCGCCUUCUUGCGACAACACUCGGGGAAGAUGCCUUGAUUACAGAUCUGAACACCGGCAAGCAGCUGGCAAGAAUUGAAGGGGACGGAGAAGAAAUAUCGACACUAACUUUGACACCUUCUGCGACACAUCUGAUCAUCUGCUCUCGAUCAUUAUCAAUGCGAAUCUACGCGCUCAAACCCUCUAUUUCCUCGUCCGAUACAAUCACAACCGAAUUGGUGCGAACACUCAAGCCACACACGACGCCCGUUGUUGUUUUGGCCGUGGACCGGACAAGCACAUUGCUAGCCACCGGUGCCGCCGACGGAGUAGUGAAGGUCUGGGAUAUUAGGGGAGGAUAUGUAACACACACAUUCCGCGGCCCAAAUAUUUUGAUCUCGGCCUUGCACUUUUUCGAGCUUGCGAUAGGCAAUAGCGGCGAAGAGACAGGGAUAUCAGCCAGGAACAGAAAAAUCCGGUUCGGUGAUAAUGGCGCCGAUGAAGCACCAAAUGGGGACAACGAACUGGCAAGAGGUUUUCGACUAGCCUCGGGAAGCCAAGAUGGGAAGAUCAGAGUGUGGGAUCUAUAUAAGCGGAACUGUGCCUCCACCCUUGAUUCCCACGUCUCAGAUGUUAGAGCGUUGGAUUAUUUGUCAGAAGAGAAUCUGCUUUUAUCCGCCAGUAGAGAUAAGACAGUGAUGUGGUGGAAUGCGAAGACGUGGAAAGUCAGGAAAGUUACACCUGUCUUAGAGGAGGUGGAAGCCGCUGGAUUUAUUGGGGAUGGAAAGCUGUCAUACACUGCCGGAGCGAAUGGACGGCUACGGCUAUGGCAGACGGAGUCCGGAAGAGAGGCAACUACAGCACAGACCCCGGGAGACGAGGGCGAUGCAGUUGUCGGAUCUGUAUACUUUCAAGGCCUCCCAUUUAUUCUCACCAUCAACACCGACCACGUUAUUAUUCUUCAUUCGGUAUCCGGACUGGAAUACGUCGAAGGGAAGACAAUGCCCGCAUUACCAGAGCUAAAGCGGAUUUCAGGUACCCACGACGAGAUCAUUGACCUGGGCUACCUUCUCCCUGACCGAUCAUUGCUAGCCUUGGCCACCAACUCGGAGGAGAUCCGUAUUGUAUCCCUCGCUCAGUCAGACUCGACGUAUUUUGGAGAAGAUGUGGCUCAAUUGAAUGGCCACGAAGAUAUCAUCAUCUGUCUCGACAUCGACUGGUCCGGACAUUGGAUCGCCACCGGAGCGAAAGACAACACUGCCUGUUUAUGGCGCGUCGACCCGGCUAAUAACUCUUUUACUUGUUACGCGACACUUUCUGGACAUGCGGAAUCGAUAGGUGCCGUCGCACUCUCACGAACUGUUCCACCAUUGGAUUCCCCAGCAUACAAUGAUCCUCUAAAUCAUCCGCCAAAGUUUCUUUUAACUGGGUCUCAGGACCAAACCGUCAAGCGCUGGGAUAUUGCAGCUUUGCACGCCGCCCCACAAAAAGCUCCCCGAGCUCUUUACACAAGGAAAGCCCACGACAAGGAUAUCAACGCCAUCGAUGUCAACCAUAAUGGACAAGUGUUUGCGUCUGCAUCCCAGGACCGCACAGUAAAGAUAUGGUCCGUAGAAGAAGGCGAGACGAUGGGUAUCCUUCGUGGCCAUAGACGUGGUGUAUGGUCGGUAAAAUUUGCGCCAAAGAACACGCCGAUUAUCGUUGGCGAGAAUGGCUCGGCGGGUGGGAAGGGGCUUAUUCUCACAGGCAGUGGCGACAAGACGCUCAAGUUGUGGAGUCUAUCAGAUUACAGCUGUCUGCGUACAUUCGAAGGACAUACCAAUAGUGUCCUUAAAGUCGCAUGGCUAAAUAUCCCCAAACAAGAAGCCAACAACAAGAGACACGUUCAGGUUGCAAGCGCUGGUGGCGACGGGCUCGUAAAGGUGUGGGACACCAGCAGUGGGGAAGUGGAGUGUACGCUUGAUAACCACGAAGACCGAGUGUGGGCGUUGGCGGUGCACCCAGAAACGAAUACCAUUGUCUCCGGUAGUGGCGACUCUACUGUUUCUUUCUGGACGGAUACAACAACUGCAACACAGGCUGCGUCGACUGCCGCUGCGACGCAAUUCGUCGAGCAAGAACAGGAAUUGCAAAAUUACAUCCAUGCCGGGUCAUAUCGAGAGGCUAUUACGCUUGCUCUCCAGCUUAAUCAUCCGGGGCGUCUCCUCUCACUGUUUACUGCUGUUGUCACUGGCGCCAAGGACGAUGGGUCUUUGAGUGGGCUACACGCUGUUGAUGAAGUAAUCGGAAGCCUAAGUGACGAGCAAAUUUUCCUCCUUUUGCUCCGCCUGAGAGAUUGGAACACAAAUGCCCGCACGGCGCCAGUAGCACAAACGAUCCUUUGGACGCUAGUGAAAAGCUACCCUGCCAGCCGAUUUACAAACAUGGAGGUCAAGGGUGGCCAAGGGAAGAGUUUGAAGGAGGUUUUAGAUGCGCUCAAAGCCUAUACAGAGAGGCAUUACCGACGCAUGGAAGAACUAGUGGACGAAAGUUACCUUGUCGAAUAUACGCUAAGGGAGAUGGACGAGGUGGCAUUUGCCGGAAACGGAGACGGUGGGAUGAGGCAAGAUGUUGUUAUGGUAUGAGGUACACUCAGCUGAACUGAAGACAUUGUUGCAAUCCUCGUUGGGGUUACACGAAAAACGCGCAUAGUUCUAGCCAGCCCUUCAGAGUCGGUUGUGUAUCACGACCAAUAACAGACGCCAUCCCUCGUUAUUACACCAUUAGCUCCAGUCAUAGGUCUAUCUCGGUUCAGACUCUGAGCUACGAUGCUAUCGUGCUUGUCUGUCUCUUGAAUGUUGGCUGUCGCGUGGGUAGUUACAGGGCCGCGUACCUAUCACCUGUCACGUAUGGGUAGCGGAUUAUAUAACUCCCUUGUGCUAGCGGCGUGGGAUGCGCUAGAGUUUUUGAAGUUAAGUGGGGGAUGCCCUGACCUACCUAAAAUAAUAGUGGCGUAAAAAGGCGAUCUGUAAGGGGUAUUAUUGCUCUGUAGCACGGCCUCGGUUUCAUACGAUCUGUUGGGUGUGGGGGCGGCGUUCCAAUCACGGGGGGCAAAAUGAAGGAAUCUUGACUUUUGUUAUGAUAACGUUCAGUAUAUUAAUGGCUAUAUACAUAUCUUGACACAAAGACGCAUGCAUCAUGAUGAUAUUUACUGUGCUCUGCUGGGAAUUUCUGUGUUAUUUAUGUCUUAGCCUCUAAAAGUCUAAAGAGGGACUAUGGACAGUGUUCGGCGG
Molecule: messenger RNA, 3415 nt
Organism: Pseudogymnoascus destructans
Lineage: Eukaryota; Fungi; Ascomycota; Leotiomycetes; Thelebolales; Thelebolaceae
Gene: UTP13
Product: U3 small nucleolar RNA-associated protein 13
Exons: 3
Coding region: 71-2767 (898 amino acids)
Biological process (GO): endonucleolytic cleavage to generate mature 5'-end of SSU-rRNA from (SSU-rRNA, 5.8S rRNA, LSU-rRNA); endonucleolytic cleavage in 5'-ETS of tricistronic rRNA transcript (SSU-rRNA, 5.8S rRNA, LSU-rRNA)
Cellular component (GO): 90S preribosome; nucleolus; small-subunit processome
Molecular function (GO): protein binding; U3 snoRNA binding
Source: RefSeq, a predicted model, not a curated record